Messenger RNA from Tricharina praecox, 2348 nucleotides. Its product is annotated as Sds3-like-domain-containing protein. Bases 319 to 1893 code for a protein of 524 amino acids. The transcript is spliced from 2 exons. Lineage: Eukaryota; Fungi; Ascomycota; Pezizomycetes; Pezizales; Pyronemataceae. The record is from RefSeq and is a predicted model, not a curated record.
CCCCGAAACCCACAAAAUCCCCACCCUUCUCCGCUUGCUCAUCUUGCUCCUCGGCACGCCUCGCCUUCUAAUUCCACACCCUUUUCCGACCCUUCCCCUCCUCUGACUCCGUUCCACUUCUCACGCAUCUCUACUGCCCGCUCCUUCCGCACCACAGCCCGGGAGGUCUCCUCGGCAGUAUUUCUCCCGUCCUUUCGGCCUCACCGCACGCACUCCUCUGUGCCUGGCCAUCCUCACAACUCCGAUCGACGGCCACCUGCGCGGCCAUCCAUCGACCGUCCUUUCUCCCUACAUUCUCCCUCGCCCAGAUACACAGCAAUGGCGUCACCCUCACCCACGCCCCCCUCGCUGUCGCCGACGCCGCACCCGACCCAUCUGCACCCUCCUCCGCAGCCCCAGAGCAAGCGGGAUAAGCGUCGCAAUGCCCUCUCCGACAAGUUGAACUUGCUCACCAAGAGUUUCCAUAAUCCCACGAAUCCGAGAGUCCGCGAGCAGCAUUACCGGGCCCAGAUCGCUUCGCUUCAGGUCGACAUGCAGCUGAUCCAGCGAGCUGACAUUUCGGGACGUGACAUGCGCCUGAUGGACGACUCCUGUGAAGCCAUCCAGAGGGAGGUCGAUGAAGUCCUUGCCACCAUGGGUGUGCGGGGCUCGGAUGUGAAUUCUGAAGGAAUCCAGGGCCGUUGGUAUUCCGACUUCUUGCGUGAUGUGAACGACAGCAUGGAGGAGAGGGACACCCAGUUGUCUUUGCUAUUCAACUCGCAUCGUACGAAAGCCGCAUCGCUCGCCGCGCAACAUACUCGGUCGCUUAUCCAUGCACGCGAAGAACACCGAUCUCUCGCUGCGACCAUCACCCAGCGUCUCUCGCAACGACUUAAGGCACAGCUGAAGAAACUUGCCGCCGAAAAAGAAUCGUCGUCGGCAUCGGCCAAUGCGCUUUCUUCCCUUUCGAUCGGUGCCAGUCUCACGGACAUCGCCGAGGCCACUGCGCUCCAUCUGCAUCCUUCGCACUAUAGUUUGGGCGGUGGAAUCGGUUCGCCCAGACGGCAUGGCGUUAUUCCGUAUGACGACGAAACCGAGAAGGAAAUUUCGACGAGGCGCAAGCCGCGUCGCCGCGUGGGCGAGGUCGAAGAGCUCAUGGCGUUCGGCGCUGGAAUGAACUUCGACUCCCCCAAUACCAAUGGCAAGCGAAAGCGUCGAGGUGCAGCUGCCGAGAUGGUGUCCGAGGACAUGCCGACGCCGCCACCAUUCUCAAAUCCGUUCGAGCCGCCUUCGCCGUCCGCGGCCAAUCCUGUGCCUGAGUCAGCUGAAUCGGGAGAAGAAACAAAGAGGAAGCAAGAGGAAAUAAUGAAGCAGAUGUACAAGCCCAUCUACACCAUGGAGAAACUCUUCACCGACAAGGAGUUGCAGCUUCACUCCAACCAAGCGACGUUGGCCACCUUGAGGUACUUCUCCGAGAGAGCUGGUAGGGAAGAGAAUGGCGAGAAUGGCGUGGGUGAUGACACCGACGACACUCCUACCGGCGCCAACACACCUGUUCCCGGAGCUUCUGUGGCUGCUGGGGACGACGACGAUGACCAGGAGGAGCAGCGAGGUCGUGCAUUGACUCCGCUUUCCGAGCUCACACGAGGCCUUCCGGCGUUGCCCGGCUUCGGCGGUGUCAACACCAGAAGCAAUCCUCCAAGGAAUUUCGCCAGCUCUCGCGAGAUGGAAAAUCUCGUCUUGGGCGGUGUACCUGGAGUUGGCAUGAGCUAUGUGACCAAGACCGGCCUCGCGCCACCUCCGCCCGGCCUGCGCAACGACGAUGCCGAAGCAGAUCUUGCAUUCCUCCGGAAAGGCGCCGAGAAGCGGAGCAGUGCCGGGGCCGAGGGAUCGAAACGCCAAAAGAGGGGAUGAUACUUAGAUGCAUUUUUUUCCUUCCCUUCCUUCCGAGCCGAUAAUGAUAGAUUUCCCCUUUGCGUCCGUACAAAUCAUGGUUGUGAUUUUUGUUUUGUAAGAUCCCCGGGACUCCUUUGCUUUCCUUUUCUUUGCUUGCUUUCCUUUUUUUCCGUUCAUUGUUGCGGCAGCAUCUUUUCCUCACUUCGUGUUUUGUCAUGUCUCGCGCGGUUCGGUUCGGCUUUGAUUCCAUUAGGAGGGGCAUUUGUAUUUUCGGGGUUUGUAUCUGGCGAAUGAAAUCGGGGUCCUUCUGGUAUUGUUAUUUGUUUCUGUUUCCGCUUCGGUUUCCGUUUCCGUUUUCCGUUUCCUUUGAUUUGAUUGAAAAUGGUCUGUCCUGGUGCAUACGUGCGUUAGGUUCAUUCAUUGCUUUGCUUUUAUUGCUUUGCUUUUAUUGCUUUUAUUGCUUUUAUUGCUUU